Lodderomyces jiufengensis is the source of this 1557-nucleotide messenger RNA. It is a transcript of the gene VPS17, whose product is annotated as retromer subunit. Gene Ontology annotation, biological process: intracellular protein transport; retrograde transport, endosome to Golgi. The record is from RefSeq and is a predicted model, not a curated record. Bases 1 to 1557 code for a protein of 518 amino acids. Gene Ontology annotation, cellular component: retromer complex; endosome; retromer, tubulation complex. NCBI's taxonomy places the organism in Eukaryota, Fungi, Ascomycota, Pichiomycetes, Serinales, Debaryomycetaceae. The transcript has a single exon. Gene Ontology annotation, molecular function: phosphatidylinositol-3-phosphate binding.
AUGGAUUAUGAUGAUGAAUUUGAGAAUAAUAACCCAUUUGCAGAGCCACAGGAUAUAAAUCAACAAAUUGACACCAGUACUCAACAACCAAAUUCAAUAAUUCCUGAACACGAAGCCCCUAAUCAAAGUCAAAAUCAACCAACUCAACAAAAUAAUCAACUGGAAAAUUCUGAAGAUAGGAUUUCCAAAACAGACCUUAAAAAACUACUACCUGAAAGAUUUACUCAUAAAUAUAAUCUACAUAUAAAACUAAUAGGAAUUGAGAAAAAUAAAGCUGAGAAUCCUAUAUUAAAACUAGAAGCAAUAGUUUCUGGAUUACCAAAGUUUAGACAAAAAGAAUAUAAGGAGUUACGUCGAACAUAUAAUGAAGUUGUAAAAUUUAAUAAAUAUUUAUCAAUAUCAAAUUUAGAGGUAUUUGUACCUGUAAUACCCAAUGUUAAUACUUCAUAUCCAUCUGGUGGAGAAGAUGAAAAGAAACAACUAAUGAUUGUAUGGCAAGAAUGGUUUAAUAGAAUAACGGCAAAUCCAAUUUUGAUAAGAGAUGAGGAAUUUGUAUAUUUCAUUGAAAAUGAUUUUGGAUAUAGUGUAAUUAAUAGUAAUAAGAAAUCAUCAGUUGCAAGUGGAAUAAUGAGAAAGACAUUAAAACAAUUUUCUGUACCUUAUGAUCCAUUUGAAGAAUUAGCAGAAUUUAGACCAACUAUUAAAAAUGCAUAUUUAACUUGUCAAAAAUUACAUAAACUAUUAGAUAAAAAUUCGAAAUGUGAAAAACAAUUAUCAAUUCAUGUGUAUGAUAUGUCAAAUAAAUUAAAUGUAUUAUCACAAUUUGAAAAUACUCAUCCUGGAAUGAAGAACAUGUGGGAAAAAUUAGGGAAAGUUAUACAAAUUCAGUCAGACUUACUACUUAUUGAAUCUAUUAAUGAGAUGGCAGUACUAGGUGACGGAAUUCAAUUAUUAAUUAAUGAUUUUUACGAAAUUAAAGAAGCAUUAACGAAUAGAUAUUUAAUAAUGAGAGAACUAAUUCAAGCAGAAGCACAAACUAAUCAAAAACAAGUACAAGCUAGUAAAAUAAAAAGCAAAAUUUCAUUAGAUCCUAUAAAAGUAGAUGAGGCACUAAGAUCAUUAGAAUAUGCAGCAAAAGUUCAAGAAUCUUUAAGUUUACAAGUUAAAAGAAUAUCAGGGGAAAUGCUUUAUGAAAAAGAUGAAGUUGAAAAAUUUGUUGAAGUUAAAUUUAAAAAUUUACUUAAGUCAUAUGUUUUACAUAAAGUUGAUCAUCAUAGAAAAAUUUUAAAGAAUUUUGAAACUAUUAGAUUAGAUGUGAGAUGUGUUGAUGAAAAAGGUGGAUUAUCAAGAUUAAAUAGAGAUAAUUUAUCAAAUUUAAAACAUAAUUUAUUUCAAUCUCAAUCUUCCCAAGGAGAUACUUGGUCAUCAAGAACUUUUAGAUCAUUAGAAAAGGAAGAGGAAACAAGACAACAAAAGAAAGAAUUACAUGGACCAUUACAACAACCUAUUGUUGAUGCAAAAAAUGCUGCUUCUUUAUUAGGUGUAGCUACUUUUUAA